UAGACAAGCUACUUUAGAAUCUUAUUGAUCUUGAUAAAACUAUCAAAUAAGUCCUUGUACUAUAUCGAGAAAGUCAAUUAAACCCUCGUACUUUGAAAACACCCAAUUGAACCCUCGAACUCCUAAAAAACACUCAAUUAGGCGAAUUAGUAGGUAACCAACCGGUUUCCCGGUUACCUGCCCGCAUGGCAGUCCAUGUGGUGGUCUACGGGGCAAAUAUUAAAAUUUUCCUUUUCUAUUCUCACUUUACUUCUUUCCCAGUUGGCUGCAACACCAAUACUUCCCGUCUCCAGCACUUCCUCAUCCCUUUGUUCUUUUCUUUUCUUUUCUCACCCUCCAGAAUUUCCCAUCUCCUUCAACCAAACCUUCUGCGCCACCACGCUUUUUCAUCCCUUUGUAUUGUCCCUGAAAUAUUAUCUAGUGAACUCCAAGCCUCCAUUAAUAGAGGAUGAACACCGAAAUCAAUUUUAGAACCAUAAAUCAACUUCCGUUCUUCUGCCAAAUGAAAUUGGAAUGCACCUGGGGUUCCAACGCAACCCUAGUUGCUCAUCUGUGGCAGAUUCAACAUAAUUGAGCUUCUAAAUCGCCAUUAAUGGCGUAUUGACAUUAAAAUUGAGCUUUAGCAACCUAAAUCAAUGGAAAACGUUGUGGGAAGCAAAUCUAACCUAACUUAACCUAACCUAACCUAAAGGAGGUUACAAGCAUGAUCCUGAAAGUUGAAAUCGGGACCUUCAAAACUGGUUUGGAUUGUGAGUCGAGCUCCCAAGCAUCCAUUAAUGGCAGAAGCUCCAAAGACAAAUUCGAGCGAUGGGUAUUUAGGUUCUUGAGGAAGAAGAAUCCAUUAAUUGUCUGGAGGAGUUUCUCGAGCUGAUGAACCACUGAGCAUACACAGGAAGAGUGCUUGCUGGAUGGAAUCCCAUAUGAUAUGGAUUAGGACUCGUUACUUUCUUUUAUUAAUAUUGGUUCUUUUAUUUAGUAUUGUUAUAAUUCCUAGUAUAGCUAAUUGUAAGCAGCAACAGGAAGUUACUUGUAGUGGGCUUAGUGGUGUCCACAUAGCAGCAGUUAUUUCCCAUGAUGUAGUUUUAUUUAUAGGCAUCAUCUAGGAUGGAAAACGGGGAUUGAUACUUUGGCCAAACUACUCUUCUACCUUCUUCUAAGCUUUCUUUUCUUCCAGUAAAUACAAUUCUAAGGAAGACUUUUGCUUCAGCCAGAUUAUUCCUCUUGAUCUUUUCUUCCUUCCAGUAAACAGAGUUCUGAGAAUCUAUCAAUUGGUAUCAGAGCAUGGAUACCCGGGGCAAAUCUAAUGCGGAAUUCCGGCAGGAGAUGAACGAAGCUAUCGCCCGUCACGACAACCAAUUUGCUCAAAUUGCUGCAGCUCUACAAGCCAUCACCGUCGAGCUACAAGCCAGUCGGAUGGCUAGGGAACACCCAGACCAUGAGGUGGACAAUCCGUUUGCUGCUGAGCAUAACCGGAACGGACUUCGCCCUCAUGAUCCCAAGGCGCGAUUCCCAAAGUUCAGUGAAGGGGAUCCAGCCGGGUGGAUAUACCAAGCCGAGCAGUACUUCGAUUACUACGAUGUCGCUCCAGACCGGAAGGUAAGGCUCGUGUCCAUGCAUCUGGAAGGCCUAGCUCUUCAAUGGUACCGAUGGUUGCUGAAACGAAGGGGACCAGUCACGUGGGACGAGUUCGUUAGGGCUAUACGUCUCCGUUUUGGCCCUACCGAGUUUGCAGACCCUUCUGAAGCUUUAUCCCGUCUAAAACAGUCUACGACUGUCGCAGUUUACCAAGAAACGUUUGAACAACUGUCACACCAAAUAGACGACCUGCCCGAGUCUUUUCUCAUUGGAUGUUUUUCGGGAGGCCUGCGUGACGAGAUUCGGCUUGAUGUUAAGACCCUAAAGCCUCGAACUCUCGAAGAAGCUUUUGGGUUGGCCCAAUUAGUGGAAGAAAAAUCACGGUUGGCCAUCCGCACCCCACUUUCUGUACAACCGGUAGCUUCCAAACAGUCAAACACAAGUGGCAUUCUUGGACCUCCGCCGGUUGCUCGCCUUGAUCAACAUAAACCGUCCCCACCAAUCAAACGCCUUCCCUGGGAGGAGAUGCACCGCCGACGCUCGCUGGGCCUUUGCUUCUCUUGCAACGAACAGUUUGCUCCGGGUCACCGUUGCAAACACCAACAACUCAUGCUACUCGAGAUGGGGGAAAUUCCGGUAGAUUAUUCUGAAGAAGCUGCAGAUAGUCGUGAAGCCGGUCCUGAUAUGGUGGGAGGAUAGGGACUGGUUCCUCAACAGUUCCCAAGCAUUGACCUUGAGGACAAGGUCUCACUUGGAGGGGAAGGUAUUGAUGAACCACUGAGCAUACACAGGAAGAGUGCUUGCUGGAUGGAAUCCCAUAUGAUAUGGAUUAGGACUCGUUACUUUCUUUUAUUAAUAUUGGUUCUUUUAUUUAGUAUUGUUAUAAUUCCUAGUAUAGCUAAUUGUAAGCAGCAACAGGAAGUUACUUGUAGUGGGCUUAGUGGUGUCCACAUAGCAGCAGUUAUUUCCCAUGAUGUAGUUUUAUUUAUAGGCAUCAUCUAGGAUGGAAAACGGGGAUUGAUACUUUGGCCAAACUACUCUUCUACCUUCUUCUAAGCUUUCUUUUCUUCCAG
Molecule: messenger RNA, 2648 nt
Organism: Cuscuta epithymum
Lineage: Eukaryota; Viridiplantae; Streptophyta; Magnoliopsida; Solanales; Convolvulaceae
Source: the annotation of a GenBank genome assembly